UAACCAAACCAGUAAUGCAUUUGUGGUAUAUUUUUUGAUCGAAUAUGGUGUGGUCACACUGGACAGUAUAAAUCAUUGCAUUUCUGUAAGUUGUUUGUUGUUUUGUUUUGUGAUACAUUUGCAAUUGCAAUGAGCAUUAACUGGAUUAAGAUCACCGAGCGGGCACGCGAGGGCAUCAAAAUCAUCAAUGCACUGCCCUACGAAACGUUCACAACGGUGUUGCUCUAUGUGCAUCGUCAAAUGAGCCCCUCGAGCAGCGCUGCCGCAAGCAGUGGUGUAGGUGGCGCCAGUGGAGCUGGUUUGCCAGCGCCCAGCAUUACAGUGGGCACCAGUGUGACGACUACAACAACGGAGCGAGCUGGCAGCAGCACAAGCAGUGAACCAGAAUAUACGCUGGAGGAGCUGGAACGUUUGGUGGGCGUUCCGCGUGCCGACUUUCUGCUGCUGAUCAAAACAUUCUCGUAUAUUUUGCGUCGCAUCUCCACGUUCAUCAUCAAGCCAAGUCAUUUGCAGCGUGAGCUGCGCGAGAAACUCCAGCUGCAGGACGAGGCGAAAAUCGAUGCCAUAUUGCGACUGUGGGUGCGCCAAACGACGCCCAUGAUGAACAACUUGGCCAGCGAACGCUACGAGUCGAAUGUGAUUGAGGACAUGGCAUGGAAAUUGAAUGUUGAGAUUGCCUCGCAUUGCCAGCAACGGGAGAAGACGGCGCUGGCAGUGCUGCAGUUAAAGACGGGCGCCGGCGAGGAUAUUAAUUUUGAGAUGACGCAGCCGGAGCUCCUGCAGCUGUUCAAUCAAUUCGAACAUAUUCAGUCUGAGUUGGAUGCAACGCUGGCAAAUAUGAAGGCGUCAAAUUAGAUUGUAUUAGCUUUAGUUUCCUCAUUUCUGUUGUGCCUAAUUUGUAAGAUAAUGUAUGUAUGUAUAUUUAAUUGUUAUAAACAAAAAAGACGUAAUUUAAAUUGUAAA
Messenger RNA from Drosophila nasuta, 963 nucleotides. It is a transcript of the gene Vlet, whose product is annotated as COMM domain containing 10 protein valette. The transcript is spliced from 2 exons. The coding region runs from base 130 to 855 and encodes 241 amino acids. NCBI's taxonomy places the organism in Eukaryota, Metazoa, Arthropoda, Insecta, Diptera, Drosophilidae. The record is from RefSeq and is a predicted model, not a curated record.